Sinocyclocheilus anshuiensis is the source of this 3438-nucleotide messenger RNA. Its product is annotated as integrin alpha-5-like. Gene Ontology annotation, biological process: cell-cell adhesion; cell adhesion mediated by integrin; integrin-mediated signaling pathway. The transcript is spliced from 30 exons. Lineage: Eukaryota; Metazoa; Chordata; Actinopteri; Cypriniformes; Cyprinidae. The record is from RefSeq and is a predicted model, not a curated record. Gene Ontology annotation, molecular function: integrin binding. Gene Ontology annotation, cellular component: integrin complex; external side of plasma membrane. The coding region runs from base 182 to 3352 and encodes 1056 amino acids.
GGGACAGAUAGACGGAGGCUAUCUGUACCAGAGCGCUUGGAGAAAUAACGAGCAGACUGAUACGCUUCACUAAGGCAUGAGAUUUGCGUAAGGCAGCAUCUUCAGGAGGAUUCUGCUCAAGUGCCACCUUUUGUUCUGAGAGAAGUUUUAUAAAGAAGUGGAUUGUGACAUAUCGAUUACUAUGGGCUCCAAAAAGCACCGUUCAAAGACUUCAGCGUCUUCACACAACCCGAGCUGCUGUCCAAUGGGACUUUCACUGUUGAUUCUUCUACCUUUGUCUGUUGCCUUCAACUUGGAUGUGGAGAACCCAGCGGUGUAUACCGGACCGAACGGUAGUUACUUCGGGUACUCGGUGGACUUUUACAUGACUGACUCAAGUGUGAGUAUUAUAGUUGGAGCACCCAAAGCCAACACCAGCCAGCCCAACAUCAGAGAAGGAGGAUCAGUCUUCUACUGUCCAUGGAGCCUCAGCCAAUCACAAUGCAGCAGCAUAGAGUUUGAUAGACAGGGAGAUCUAAAUGUAACCCUGAAUGAUUCAGUGCAUCAGGGAGAGUUCAAAUCCCAUCAGUGGUUUGGAGCAACAGUACGAGUGCAUGAAGAUAGUGUGCUGGCUUGCGCCCCCCUCUACUCAUGGAGAGCCAAGGAGGACACACCUCGUGCUGAUACUACCGGCUCAUGUUUUCUGUCCGUCAAAAACUUCACCAAGUUUGUGGAAUAUGCUCCGUGCCGCACAGAAUUCCAUGAAAGAAAAGGACAAGGCUACUGUCAAGGUGGAUUCAGUGCUGAUUUUACACAGGAAGGAAAGGUGGUGCUUGGAGGACCUGGCAGUUACUUCUGGCAAGGCCAAGUAAUCACUGCGGUUAAACAAGAAAUAGUCAAGGCCUAUUACCCAGGAUUCUUCUUGACAUCAGUGAAUGGCCAGAUUCAGACCAAACAGAAAAAAGAGAUCACAUUUGAUGACAACUACAUGGGUUACUCAGUGGCUGUGGGUGAGUUCAGUGGUGAUGAUGAUGAAGACUUUGUGACUGGAGUUCCCAGGGGAGUCAGACUGCAUGGACAGGUUUCCAUUCUCAAUGGUUCUCUGGAUACGCUGAAGACCUUAACUGGUGAGCAGAUGGGUUCCUACUAUGGCUAUGCAGUGGCUGCUACUGACAUAAACAAUGAUGGGAUGACGGACCUGCUAGUUGGGGCUCCCAUGUUCAUGGUUCGUGACUCUGAUGGGAGGUUGGAGGAGUUGGGUCGGGUCUACGUGUACAUGCAGAAUGGACCUCUGGAUCUCACACCUCAGCUACCUCACCUAACCGGCACGCAGAUGUUCGGCCGGUUUGGCAGCUCCAUUACCCCUCUCGGAGACCUCAACCAAGAUGGUUACAACGAUGUAGCCAUCAGUUGUCCGUUUGGUGGGGAAAACAAACAAGGACUGGUGCUCAUCUAUAACGGACAUGCUGGAGGACUCAGGGAAAAGCCCUCUCAGGUGAUCGCUGGCCAAUGGGCCUCUGGCACAACGUCAGCUCUACCUGCCAGCUUUGGUUACGCCCUUCGUGGAGGCAAAGAUCUGGAUAACAAUGGCUACCCAGAUCUUAUUGUUGGCGCAUUUGGUGCAGACGCUGCAGUUCUUUACAGGUCUCGUCCUAUUGUGAACACUAGUGCCACCUUGACUGUCAAUCCAACUAUGAUUAAUCCUGAGGAGAAAGUUUGCACCAUAAGCCGUGGGAACGAAAUCCUGCAUGUGUCCUGUGUCAACCUGAGCUUUUGCCUCUCAGCCAAUGGGAAGCACCUACCAAAUCAUCUCGAGUUUAACGUUGAAGUUCAGCUGGACCGUCUGAAGCAGCAGCAGAAAGGGGCCGCACAGAGAGCUCUGUUUUUAGACACCCAGCUUCCCGCUCUGCAGAGGACUCUGACUGUGCCAAAUGGAGCCAGAGUCUGCAGUGACACCAAGAUCUACUUGCAGGAUGAGAAGGACUUCAGGGAUAAGCUGUCACCUAUCUUCGUUGCGCUCAACUUCAGCCUGAACCCUCAAGCCGCGGCAGACAGAUACGGUCUGCGGCCCAUCCUCAACUACCAAACAGCAGAGCUCAUCGAACAGAAAGCCCAGAUUUUAUUGGACUGCGGAGAGGACAACAUCUGCGUCCCUGACCUGAAACUCUCUGUGCAUGGGGACAGGAAGGAAGUGUACAUGGGCGAUGACAACUCUCUGACACUGACUUUCAACGCAAAGAACGAUGGAGGUGGAGCGUACGAAGCCGAACUGUAUGUGGUCUUGCCACCAGAGGCCGACUACAGCGGAAUAGCCCGCAAUAACGAGAGCCUGGCCCAACUGACCUGCAGUUAUGAGACGGAAAAUCAGACCCGCUACCUCAGCUGUGACCUGGGGAACCCCAUGAAAUCAGGCACCAGCUUAUGGGCUGGACUGCGAUUCACAGUACCACGUCUCAAGGACACACACAAAUUUGUGCAGUUUGACCUUCAGAUAUGUAGUAAGAAUGAGAAUAACUCCCAGAGUGAAGUGGUUCCCUACAAGUUGGAGGUGGUGGUCCGGUCAGAUGUUAUUCUACAAGGUGUCUCCCGACCAGACAAGGUCUUCUUUCCUCCACCGAACUGGAAGUUGACCAAGAAUGUGAUGGUUGAACAGGAUGUCGGACCCUCCGUCCAGCACACUUACGAGUUGGUGAACAACGGGCCGAGCCGCAUCAGUCACACUCUACUGCAGCUCAAAUGCCCCAUGAGGCUUCAAAGUAACAGGUUCAUUUACCCGCUGGAGGUCACGACGGAGGGCCCUGUUAACUGCACCACCCACAACAUAGUCAACCCCCAGAACCUCAAGCUCCAGCAGUCUUCUACCCAGCAGCCUCCUUUACGAGAUGCGGCACAAAAACACCACAUUGAGAAGAGGGAAGCGCACAAGGGCGAGCUGUCUCAGCUGACCAAUUUGUCUUGCUCCAGUGUGGAUUGCUGGACUCUAAAGUGUAACGUUGGCCUGCUGGAGAGAGGGACUAGUGCCAUACUGCAUGUUCGCUCACGGAUCUGGGCAGAAACAUUCAUGGAGAAUCCUUAUAAAAACUUUAUUCUGGAGUGCCUUGCUAGUUACAAAGUGGAAAAGAUGCCAUAUGCCAUUUUGCCAAAAGUGACUCCUAGUGGUGCUAAAAAGAUGGUCACUCCUGUGGUCUGGAAUAAGCCAGACAGUACGUAUGCUGUUCCUCUGUGGAUCAUCAUUCUGGCUAUUCUAGCCGGUCUUCUGCUGCUCGCACUGCUGAUCUACGUCCUCUACAAGCUCGGCUUCUUCAAGAGAACUCCGUACGGCACGGCCAUGGAAAAAGCCCAGCUCAAACCUCAGGCUGCAUCCGAGGCCUAAACUACACAAGAGCACUCAGAAAACACGUCCCGAAGAAUGUUCUUAACCGGAGGCCAUCCAAAGAGAGGUUACUUGCUGUUUAAAAA